Molecule: messenger RNA, 1251 nt
Organism: Paramuricea clavata
Lineage: Eukaryota; Metazoa; Cnidaria; Anthozoa; Malacalcyonacea; Plexauridae
Source: the annotation of a GenBank genome assembly
AUGUCACUAAAAACCAGCAAAGUGCCUCAGAAAUGGAAAUCCGCUAAUUUAUUACCACUCCCUAAAGAAUCACCAUUAAAUUCGUGCAACCAGUUAAGACCAAUCUCUCUGACGGACAUCAUCAUGAGACUAUUCGAGAAGUGCGUGUAUAAAUCUGAAAUCGAACCUAUCACAAGAAAUAACAUUGGUCCUGACCAAUUUGCUUAUAAAAAGGGUCACAACUCGACUAUGGCUCUGAUUAAAUCCCAACAUCAAUGGCUAGAGUGGCCGGAUAAAAACGCUAAUUAUGUUAGAGUGCUGUCGUUCGAUUUCAGCAAAGCAUUUGACAGUGUGCCCCACGAUCUUUUGUUUGAAAAAGUUAAAAAGCUACCCAUUAAUCCGUAUGUGGUGAACUGGUUAAUUAGCUUUCUAGAAAAUAGAAUACAAAGAGUAAUGGUUGAUGGAAUGGUUACAGAAUAUUUAUAUAUUAAUCGUGGUGUCCCUCAAGGAACUGUUUUAGGCCCAGUUCUUUUCUCAAUAAUGGUUGAUGAUAUUAAAACUGCUGAUCCUAGUAAUGCGUUAGUCAAAUUUGCUGACGAUUUGACCUUAGGAGUGCCCGGCAACGAAAGUGGUGACACAUCUCGAUCUGAAGCUGCCUGUUUACAGGAUUGGGCGGAAGAGAAUAGAAUGCCCUUAAACUUGGAAAAAACGUACGAAAUGGUUGUUCGCAGACACACCUCUGUAGUUUUGCCCGAGCUUAUCCCUUCAAUUAAGCGAAAAACAUGGCUAAAGCUUUUAGGAGUUACUCUACAAGAUAACCCGUGCAACUGGGAUUUGCACUUUGAAGAAAUGCUCAAAAAAGCAAGUGGACGAAUGUAUAUUAUGAGAGUUUGCAAAUACUAUGGACUAUCAAUUAAACAAUUAGAUCUGCUGUUUGAUAGCCUAAUUAUGUCGAUAUUCACUUUUGCUAUUGAGCUGUGGGGUUGUGCAUACGACGGUAAAUAUUUGAACCAAAUAGAUAAAUUCAUUAAACGUGCACAUAAGAAUGGUUAUAUAUCAAAACGAACACACAUUAAAGAAAUACGUGAUAAGAGAGAUAAGAAACUGUGGAACAAACUAACAUCAACUGAGGACAAUGCAUUGCUUGAACUGCUGCCGGAAAAAAGAAGUAGGUUACUUAGGCCUAGAGGGCAUGAGUAUGAACUCCCCCUAGUGAGAACAGAAAGAUUCAAAAGGUCGUUCAUAAAUCGUUGUCUGUAUAACUUUGUUUAG